CUAUUUCUUUUUUCUUCUAAUGGCAGGCCAAAUACCCAGGCUUUCUAAGGUCAAUCUUUUUACUUUGUUCAGUCUCUGGAUGGAGCUCUUUCCUUCUCCUGAACAACAGAAGAAAUCGCAGGUAAAGAAGAGCGGUCUGGUUGUGGUGAAAAACAUGACAAUUAUUGGUCUUCAUUGUUCCAGUACAGACCUGCAUGCUGGUCAGAUUGCACUCAUUAAACAUGGAUCGAGACUUAAAAACUGUGAUCUUUACUUUUCCAGAAAACCAUGUUCAACUUGCUUAAAAAUGAUUGUAAAUGCUGGGGUGAACAGGAUUUCUUACUGGCCCGCAGAUCCUGAAAUCAGCUUGCAGAAUGAGGCAUCCAAUCCUGUGAUGACCAGUGAUGCAAAGCUUGAUGCCAAAGCAGUAGAAAGGCUGAAGUCAAACAGCCGUGCUCGGGUGUGUGUGUUGCUUCAGCCUUUGGUGUACUAUAUGGUGCAGUUUAUUGAAGAAACUUCCACCAAGCUUGAUUUUAUUAAAAAAAUAGCAAAAUCUCAGCCUGACUUUAAUACUGACUUUUAUACUGCGUGUAGACAAGAAAGAAUUAAAGAAUAUGAAAGUUUAUUCCUGAUUUCAAAUGAGGAAACACACAAGCAAAUAUUGAUGACCAUAGGACUGGAGAACCUCUGUGAAAAUCCGUACUUUAGCAAUCUUAGGCAAAAUAUGAAAGAUCUGGUCUUGGUCUUGGCCACGGUGGCUGCCAGCGUCCCUGUCUUUGGUUGCUUUGGAUUUUACAGCAGUGAACCACAGCCAGCAAAUGAAACAUGCCAUCAGGGUUUGCCCCAAGAGAUUGCAAGGCACUGUAUGGUGCAAGCCAUGCUGCUCGCCUACCGGACAGAGGAUCAUAAAACAGGAGUCGGAGCUAUUAUUUGGGCAGAAGAAAAAUCAUUGCAGAGAAGCUGUGAUGGAACAGGAGCAAUGUAUUUUGUAGGCUGCGGUUACAAUGCCUUUCCUGUCGGAUCUGAAUAUGCUGAUUUUCCACACAUGGAUGACAAACAAAAAGAUCGGGAAAUCAGGAAGUUCAGAUACAUCAUACAUGCUGAGCAGAACGCCUUGACAUUCAGGUGUCGAGAAAUAAAGCCGGACGAGAGAAGCAUGAUAUUUGUGACAAAAUGUCCUUGUGAUGAAUGUGUCCCUUUAAUCAAAGGGGCUGGUAUCAAGCAAAUCUAUGCAGGAGAUGUCGAUGCUGGAAAAAAGAAAGCAGAUAUUUCAUAUAUGAAGUUUGGUGAACUGGAGGGUGUAAGCAAAUUUACUUGGCAACUAAAUCCAUGCCACCCUAAUGCCGUUGAAUUCCAUGAUCCCACAAUGAGGGAAAAUGGAGUUCAGAAGACAAAAUCAGUAGAUGACCAGCAGCACCAGAACAAGAAACUGUGUCUUGGUCACUACUGAAUAAUCACUUAAGCACUCCUGCAUUCUUGCUCUAUACUUUUUAUAAUGCAGCCUGUUUGCACUUUCAAAUAACGAAGGAUUUUAUUUAUUGUUUGGAAAGUGAUUUUUAGAAUAACCUUAUUUAUGAUGCCUUGAAUGUUUUACAGAAUUACUUGAAGGUCUUUUUAAUUUAGAAGUUCCUGGGGAAAAAAUGCUGCUUGUAUUUUCUAUGAAAGUAAUUGGGUGGCAAAUAAUUCUUAAUGCAUAAGAACAAAUGCAGAAAUUUGUUGCUGGUAGAUCAGAGGAAUAAUAAAAUGUUAUCUCUUUGCUUGGUAUAGGGAUUGAGGGAAUGAAUUUCUAAGUUCUGGGUUAGCAGAAUGCAGAAAUAAGCUGUGGUUCAAGUAGAGUACUCAAAGGAAUCUCCAAGAAAACAGUAGAUAAGUCAUCACUUGUAACUAGCCCAGUUCCUCAAAGUGGCUUUUGCUUCUCAGUCUGUUUGUAUAAUGGACACUGCCACUGGCACAUAAUGGUUGUUAGAGAAGUGAUUUGGAAAUUGUUUGUCUCUCAUAUAUAAUUUCUUCCAAGUACCACAGCAGCACAGCUGUUUUCUUCUGUGGUACUUGCAUCGCUGUGGUGUGUUCUCUGUGCUUCCUCAAGCACAUCCCAUCUGAAUUAAUUUAGACCUUUACUUCCAUCCUGGAAACCCUGCAAGGAGAAUUGUGUCCUAAGAUUCUGCUUGGUUUCAGUUUGUUCCUUGCAGGCUUUGGAUAGCAAAGCUGUGAUGGGACAGCAUGCAAAGCAGUGUUAACAUAGCAUUAAUUGCAGGGAGACUGUUCUCACGCAGUCUGGUCCUGCAAUUUAAGGUAGGUUCUUGAUGCUCAGAACUGCAGCAAGGAGCUGAGAUUCCUUACGGCUCAUCAGAUAACUUCAUAUCAGAACUGCGGAAUGCUUGUAUCCUCUUACCAUCGUGAGAAUUUGCUCUUACUGAAGCUGGGUGAAGGCUUUCUCUCAGUUUAGUGAAACUGAAGACAGCCUUGGGCGAGAGGUGAGAGGUGUUUGCAGUCAGCAGCAGAAAUGUUGCCAGGCGAGUGGCUGAUCCACCACCACUGCUGUCCUUUCCCAGGAGCAGGAUGCAAAUAUGACGCUGUUUGUCAACCAAGGGAAGGAUGAUGAAAUCCACUUUUUGCAUCACACCUCAAAAAUUUGCACAGUAGCUCAUGAGGAAGUAUCUGAUCUGCUGCUUCUCUGACUGAACUGCCACCAGCUCUUGUGGUCCAGAGCACAGGGCCUGAGAUCCUGGACCAGUAGGUCCAGCUUGCAGGAGGUCUGUGCCUCUGUCAGACAGAGAGUCCAGCUUGGGCCUGGGGAGGAUGUUCCUGUUCUGGAUGUCAUGCAACCCUCCAAAACUGAUUUUCUUCCUCUUGUCAAGUUCCAUGGCUUUUAACUUCCACUCGAGUUUAAAGUUGAAUAUUGGUGCUUCAUAAGCGAGACUGUCACUAUAAUCUGUUUUAAAUCAAAUAUUUUACUUUGUCAUACCGUUUUCCUUCCAUUUCUUGUAAGCAUCCUGUGUAAGAGUGAUUGCUCUUGGCUUUUUCUACAGAUUAGAAGAACACCGCCUAGAUUAAAACAUCCCCAUACCCUGA
Meleagris gallopavo (turkey) is the source of this 3051-nucleotide messenger RNA. Lineage: Eukaryota; Metazoa; Chordata; Aves; Galliformes; Phasianidae. The record is from RefSeq and is a predicted model, not a curated record.